This is a messenger RNA of Danaus chrysippus (African queen), 510 nucleotides long. Lineage: Eukaryota; Metazoa; Arthropoda; Insecta; Lepidoptera; Nymphalidae. The record is from the annotation of a GenBank genome assembly.
UUGAAGUACUCUGCCGAGGUUCAGACGGAACCUUUCAGGAUAUGUGACGUCAUUGAUACAAACGAGAGGGAAUCUCGAGGGCAUUGCUGUUGUAAAACUCAGGAUAUUAAGAAUUCAAAGGAAGAAAAAAAGACAUGUUAUUGUUCAGACUCCAGUACGAGUUAUAUGUCCAUAGAUUCCUCGAGUAAAUCAAAACAUAAGUUGCGUAAAAAGAAAAAGAGGAAAACAAAAAAAUCCAAAACUAAAACGGACUGUGAGUGUGAUGAGAAAACUAAGUCCGAUAAAUCUGUAACGACGUACGCUGAUUGCGCGUGUGGUAGUGCUGUGAAGGACGGAACGCACACACAGACAAAUAAAAAGAAUAAAUCUACACGAAAAGACACAAAAACUGACUCAUGGAUUCCACUCGAUACUUGUAAAUGUGGUUCAUCACUAAGAAUAUGUGAAUCAGAUUAUAGUUACUAUGAUAAAUGCUCCUGUGACAGCACAACAGAUGUCGACGGUAAAUAA